Python bivittatus (Burmese python) is the source of this 5248-nucleotide messenger RNA. The record is from RefSeq and is a predicted model, not a curated record. Lineage: Eukaryota; Metazoa; Chordata; Lepidosauria; Squamata; Pythonidae.
UUGUACUCAUCUGCUUUCUCCCUCUCCCCCCCUCCCCAUUUCUUUUCAGUUGGCAGGAGGAAUCAUUCUUGGUGUGGGAUUAUGGCUUCGUCAUGAUUCACAAACCUCGCUCAUCUUGCAGUCGUCACUAGAUGACCAGCACGCUCCUAACACAUUCUACAUUGGAAUCUACAUUCUGAUUGCAGUUGGAGCAGUGAUGAUGUUUGUGGGUUUCCUAGGAUGUUAUGGAGCUAUCCAGGAAUCACAGUGCCUUCUGGGAACAUUUUUUACAUGCCUUGUCAUCUUGUUUGCUUGUGAAGUGGCUGCUGGCAUCUGGGGAUUCGUUAAUAAGGAUCAGAUUGCCAAAGAUGUCAAACAAUUUUAUGAUCAGGCAUUGCUUCAAUCGAAAGACAAGGAUGAGAACAAAGCAAAAAAGGCACAAGCUGUUGUGAAAACCUUCCAGGAAACACUAAAUUGUUGUGGUGGAGGUCUUUCAGAGUUGAUGACUUCUACCUGCAGUGCCACAGAAUUGUUUACAAAAGAAAAAAAUUGUCACUAUAAAAUUGACGAACUAUUCUCUGGAAAGCUGUAUUUGAUUGGCAUUGCUGCCAUAGUGGUGGCCGUAAUCAUGAUCUUCGAAAUGAUCCUGAGCAUGGUGCUGUGCUGUGGCAUCAGGAAUAGCUCUGUCUAUUGAGGAGCAGAAGAACAGGGCAAAGCAGUGGUGCCGAAGCAACCCCAAGUGCCGCUGCCUGAUCAGGAGAUGCUUGUAACAAAAACAAAGAAAACUAUGUAUAUACCUAUUUCAGAUAUUAUCAUACAGAGCAUAUCAUUCUUACUUGGAAGUCUUCUUGUUCAUUUUAAGGGGUGGGGGAAGGGGGAGUUUUCUGUAUAUUUGUGGCAGAGUUAGUUACACAUCAGUUUAUGGGGUAAAAAAAGCUAUCAUGCCAGUGGUUCCAGGCCUCUAUCAGAGAUAGCCUUUCUCUCCCUCUUCUCAGCCAUUGUUCCCAUUGGACCCAGAUGGAAUUUAGGAGUUUAUUCUUCAAGGAGUGUAUCCUUAUGAGGAACAUGGAAAGUGUUUUGCUUCCCAAGAGUGGUUAUUUUUUUUUCCCUCUGGAGGAGAUAAAGUAAAAUCUUCCUGUUCCAACUUUUUUUGUCUUGAUUAUAAGAAAUCUUGGAUUCUUGGACUAAAUGUGUGAGCAUAAGUGUACAAGAGUCCCUGAGCAGAAUUAAACUCUUUUGCUGUUCUGUUACUAAACAUGCACAUUUGUCAAUAUUUUUAUAAUAAUAACAUCCCUUUCAUUAAAAAGACUUGUUUCAUGAAUUUGCAUAAAUCUAUUACCAUGAUUUCCAUUAUGUUUCCUGGAGACAAAGCAUGGAUACAAGUCACAGCCAAGUCUUCACAAGAUACUAAUUUAUAGAAAGGAAGACUUAACCCCCAACCUGGUUUCUUAAUUUUGAUGUAACUCUCUUUUUUUAAAUGUAGAUCUAAUAAUGGAAUAUACACUCUUUUAAUAUCUUAACACAUUGCUUACAUUAUUACUUUUGCUGCAAAUAUUGCCUAACAUUGUUUGCUCGGUAAAUGUGAAAUAUUCUGAUGCCAAAAAUAACUGUUGGGAGAAACCAGUUAAACAAUUUCUGGAGACCUAUUCAUCAAAUAUGGUUUGUUGAGAGAAACCAAUUAAAUAAUUUCUGGAAACCUGUUCACUAAAUGUAACUUGUUGGUUUUUAAGGAGGCACCUAUUCUGUGUCACUGAAAAGCCUUUAAUAAAGCUGGAUAAUAUUCCUCAAGAUACCUAGGGAUAUGACCCCACAAAUAAAACUUUGAACCUGUUCUCCAAUAGGCAUCCUGUACAGACCAUGAUGACAAAUUAUUUUUUUAUUGCAUAGUCACAAUGCCAACCUCAGCCUUUCAUACUUGUGAUCUGGCAUCAGACCACAAGUACCCAAAUCACAAGGUUUUUGCAUCAUGACAUGCAUUUCAUCAUUUAUCCCUACAGAUGCCUGUGUAUUCUCAUUUCUACACACCAGAAAUAGAACAGAAAAACUAUAAGCUGAGCAAUUUUCCAGAACUCAUCCAUCACAGUUCCAGACAAAUAUCUCUUUCAUAUCUGUCCAGCUGAUAGCUCAAGAAAUUAUUUUCUCUUUGAUUGGCUUAUGAUUUCUGACCAUUCUUCCCCACUUAUCUAUCCUUUGUGCAAAAUUGAAAAUUGUCUUGUUCUUUACCCCAGCUCCACUAACUGUAUCUUCUGUUAGUCUCCAGAUGUUUGAAACCAUCAUCUGGGACAGUUGGUAUUGUUGUCCAAUAUAUCUGGAAGGUCCCAAGUCAGGGAAUGUACAUUGCUAUGUCAUCUGUGCCAUAGAAUGACCAUCUGCAUAGUGCUUUGUUUUGUUUUUGAAAUAAAGAAUUCACUAGUACAGAUAAUCCUAUCCUGUUACCACCUCUUAGUUCCUCAAGUUUAGCUUCUCUGCUGUUUUCGUGUUGUUCUUGCAGAAGUCAUUUUAAUCUUGGUUUCUUCUGCUGUGGUCAUAUCAGCUACAGUGGAUUCAACAGUAGUUGGAACAGGUGACCUGGACAUGAGCUGGAUCUAGCCACAUUUACCCAAAAGGAAGGCAGUCCUAAAGUUAAAAAUAUCAGUCUCUUCCCCUUGAAAGAGCAGAGAGAAAAACUCAACUGCCUUCUUUACCAUAUUCUUGUCUUUCUUUAAGGUAAAUUAUUUGGGGUAAAAACUGAUCUUCCUUUCAGGCAAGUGAAGCAAAUCUGUGUAAACUAGAAUCUCAGGGUACACAAGACACAUCAGAAAAUUAAAGUGUUGAUUAGACUUUUAUUUCUCUGUUUCCCUCUCUCCACACUGCCCCUUCUCCUCACUUUCUGGUGUAGGCAGCAACCAGACUUAAUUCCUCCAUAGGGAGUCUUUAAAUAUCUGUCCCAAAUCAGAAACAUUUUGUUUCUGGCAUCCUUAGGAAACUAUGUCUCAAGAGUCUUGCUGAUUAUGUUUGCAGGAAAUAAGGAAAACAUCUUUUAGCCUUAGAAAUAGCCUUAAAGCUACCCUGCCCUGAAUGUCAAGUUUUGCAUGCACUAAAAACAAAAGCGAUUCUGCCAGUCGACCCACCUUUCAAAGGCUUUGGGGUUACAUGAUCCAGUACAAUAGACUACAGUAUAUGUACAAAUCUUAGGUAUCAGUUGUGCAUGUACGUUUUAUCUACAUACAUAUAUUGUGUGUGUGCAUGUGCAUUGGAGUUACCAGAGUACCAAAUGGAUAUGUGUAACUCACGGCCUUCUAUUGAGUGUCCUUGAGAAAUGUGUAUAAAUGUACCACUAAAUAGUCUCUGUCUUGUUUUUCCUAUACUGUAUUUGAAUAUUGUUCAGCAUUCAGUCGGUAACAUAUAAGCAGCCAGAGUUCUCUUGAAAGUUACUUACUCUGUCCUCUAGCAGCUGAAAUGGAUCAAGUGCAUUAUUAGGAAAAAAGGUUAGCUUUAAGCAGAGGCCACUUUUUUAAAUAGAAGGUGUGGUGCUAUAGAUGAUUAUUGGAUAUCCUGGCUCGAUACAAGUUUUAAUAGGGCAAGGGGAAGCUGAGGAAAGCUUUUCCCCAGAUUGUGGGCAAAACCUGCCUAUUUGAAUGAAAAACAGAUACAAAUAGAUAUUUUAAAUGGAAAAGAGAAGGGGGUGCUUAAAAGAUAUCUGACCAUCUAGAAGUUCUUAUGAGGAGCAAAAUGCUUUUUGAGCAAAAGAUUGAAUGUGCACGCUGAGUUGCUCUUCUACUCUAAGUCAGGGGAUGUGGAAGCUGCUGGAUUUUUUAUUUAUACCUUUCAUUAAAAAAACACACAUUGGCAAGUAUGUUGCUUUUCCUCCUGGGAGAUUAGCAGAAAGAACUAAAGUUUGACAAGUAAAAGUUCUGAUAAGUUUGAAGUCUGAUUGGUAGAAUCAGAUUCCCAUUCUAAAAAGAGAAAAUUGAGCAGCAACUGAGCCCUAAGGCCAAGAGUAUUAAAUUAUUGCAUCUUUAGCAAAGUAAGGGUAGAGUAGAGAGCAUUUCCAAAAGAAGGAGAUUGUAAUGCUUAGUCAACAACAAAGAUAGGUAACAAGUGUCUUCCAGCUGUUUUGAAUGUUUACUGCCAAGAUCCUUUGUUUUUCUGCUGGGGCUGAUGGGAGUUGCAGUCCAAAACAUCUGGAGGGCAUCAGGCUGAUUAUUCCUGGUCUAGAGAAAUUGAAGAUCACAUUGGAAAACAAGUUACCCACUCUAUUACUUCAAGCUGCAGCUGACAAAUGAUGAACAGAAAUGAAAUUCAUGUAUUGAAAACCAGCUGAUGGGGGAGCUUCUUCUUGAUAUAUUGGGGGGUUUUUUUCUGUACGUAGAUUUUUUUUCUCUCUGUCUAGCAGAGCACACACAUGCAUGCUGUCUGAAGUGAUACAGUCUGACCAGUCCUGUUGUGUGAGCUGCUGUUUCUGUAAAUGUGCCUAAGUCCUUUUUCAGUACCAGUAAUGACAGGAUCUGUUUCCACUUUUCUUUAGCCUGUCUGCAAAGAGCUGAGGAAUUAGCAAAAGAGACACAGAUGCCUUCCAGAUUCAAAAACUGGCUGAUAAAUUGGUUAAUGAAGUAUCCCAUCUGUGGUACCAUCUGCCAUAAAAUCAAGCCAUAAAAGUGCCUAUGUUGAGAUUGAAGGAAUAGAAGAAUUCUCUUUCGGUACAGCUGUAAUGUUUGAAAGCAGAGGAAUGAAAAAAGCUCAUUCCUAAAAUGAGAUGAAAGGCUGAUAGAAUGAAGGCUUCGUGCCAAUCGGAGCUGUGUUCAACAAACUGUGAAGUUUUAUCUUCACAAGAAUUUAUGUUAGAUCUAAGAAAAUUCAUACUGGUUAUGGUUCCCAGACAAUGUAAGUUGGCAGAAUUGGGAUAUGAAUAUGCCCCAGUCUUAAUUUUUUAAGAUGCUUGGGGGAGGGUGGGAGGGAGAGAGAAAUUAUGAUAGAGAAGAAGUCUCUUAUGAAAAGACAGUGGAAGGACAGUGUUCCCUUUUAAGGCUGCUUAUUUAAGAAGGAGAGCAGACUUUCUCAAUCCUUUCCUCUCUAGCGUUUGGGGAAUUCUAAGAGUUGAAAUCCAGUAUUCUGGAGGGGACCACGUUGUGGAAGGUCAAUACAGUGGGAGGCCAAACUGAGCUGCUGGCAACAUGGAACUGGAUGCUUUAUUUUAUUUUAUAUAAGAGAACCUGUCACAAGCUAUGUUAACUUUUCUUCUUUGGCUUUUUUUUACUUUUAAAAAUUUCAAUAAACAUUUUCUCUAGUG